Molecule: messenger RNA, 9770 nt
Organism: Cydia strobilella
Lineage: Eukaryota; Metazoa; Arthropoda; Insecta; Lepidoptera; Tortricidae
Exons: 45
Coding region: 79-9531 (3150 amino acids)
Biological process (GO): cell adhesion
Cellular component (GO): plasma membrane
Molecular function (GO): calcium ion binding
Source: RefSeq, a predicted model, not a curated record
AUUUCACCUACGACCUACGUGGCAAGUUUUGUGUUAUUUUAUUGAAAGUGGUGUCCAAAUAAUGGUAAUCCAAAUAAAAUGGGACUUAGGAUGAAUUAUUUAUUCAUCGGGUGCCUUCUAGCAUCGAUAUACAGCAGCAAUGGUUGCAUAAUGGAAGAUGUCACGACUUGGCAGCUGCCGAUCACCGUUCGCAUCGAGGAUUAUCAUGAAGGCAUUGUUUUACAACGCGCAGUUACUGAUAUUGGAGGCUUCACCCUUACAUCGUCAAGUGAUCUCAACCAAGGUCCAUACAUCGAUGCAUCAAUUGAAAAUUCCGCUUUUAUCCUUCGUACAAACGAAGCGUACAGGCUGUUUGAGGAACACGAGACUGCCGACCUUAUUAGCUUGACGUACGCCUUCACAUGUACGAACGGACAAACUCCGUCGUCUCCUCUUACGAUCCGCAUAGAAAUAAACGACAACAACAACAAUCCGCCGUUGUGGAAGACACCAGACACCACCGCAUCAGAAACCACCACGUACGAUUUCACCAUCGCUACGCCCGUGCCGCCCGGAUUCCUAAUCACCAACUGCGUCAGCGACAUAAUCGUUAGAGAUAUCGAUCUCACUACGUACAGAAUCGAUUUCGGUAUCGAGGACAAUCCAUAUAUUGGCAUCGAGUAUGAUGAGGCGGCCUCGACUGAUGCUAAAGAGUUUAAAGCCGUAUUGAAGAGCACUGCGUUUAUAAGAUCAAUUCCUGAGCCGAUUAUUCUGACUAUUAGUGCUACGGAUGUCGACCUAACUGGAGACCCUCCUAUAACAAGAAGCACAACAGUUACCAUAUAUGGUAGUUCUGAUUUCGAGCUGCCCCUCGAGCCGAUAUUUAGUCAGGCGUUCUACUUAGCGACUUAUACCGAAAACGACCAAGUUACUGUGGAACAACCGAUCACGUUGGAGCAAGGCUAUGAUGAACUCGUACAGUUUAGUUUGGAAGGAGAUUACGCCAUUCAUUUCGCCAUUACGGUCAACGGCAAUCUAGUGACUCUGUCAGUCACAAAUGCGCUACCCGCAGCAGCGUUACAAGAAGGACGGAUUUACUUAGUGGUACAGGCUUCUCGGGAGUACACCAGUGGAGCAUCCACGACCAUUGUAGUAGAGCUACCUGAAGUUGUGCACCUGGAAUUUGAACGGCCUCAUUACGAGGGAGAGAUUGUGGACAAUACUCUGCAGUUAACGCAACUAAUUUUAAGUCAAGGAUACCAAGGAUCUGUUGUAACUGUUACUGUCGAAGAUUACUCCUCGUUUUUUUCCGUCGCGGUCGUUGGAAACACAAUAACCCUGUCAAUGACUCCCUUGGAUGAUAACAUUAUUCAAGAAAAUAAUUUUAUUAAUUUGAGAGUCACCGCGUCUACUGGCUUUAGUUCUGCUACAACUAUAGUCACAUUAGAGAUAGUGAAAGAUGACGUCACAACUCCAGUAUUCGAUCAGAGUUUGUAUACGGGAACGUACGAUCCAGCCGCUGGUCUGACGGUGGAACCAGUUUUAUUGGCGCGAGGAUAUGAUGAAACCGUCACUGUAACCCUUGCUGGAGAAUACGAAAGUUACUUCGAGUUGACUCGGGACGGCCCCUCGUCAACGCUCCGGGUGGCCGGAGACGGCCUGCCAUCGCAUAUCUUAAGCCAGAGUCACCUCCACCUCUCCGUCGAGGCCGCAAAACCGCGCACCGUCGGCGCGAGCGCUGUGGUGGCCAUCACUUUACCCGGAGCAAGGGAAAUACAAUUUGGAGCUCAAUCUUACAAAGGAUCGGUACAAGACAAUAUAUUAACACUAGACACGAUCACUUUAAGUGUCGGUUACGAAGAAGACGUGACUUUUUCGCUCUCCGGCGAUUACUCAACCUUAUUCGCUCUAUCGAACGUACAAAAUCAAGUGACAAUAAGUAUGGCAGCACAGCUUCCUCAAGAGGUUAUUUCAGAAAACAAUUUCCUAAUGUUGACGCUGUCGGCUGAAGGACUGAACGCUCUGCCGACUACCACUGCUGUGUUACUUGAGAUAAUCAAAGUUGACGCAACGACGCCUGUGUUUAGCCAGCCCAUUUAUGAUGGCACUUACUUAGGUUCAUUAGGUUUUGAGUUGGGAAAUAUAAACCUAUUACAAGGAUACGACAGCAGCGUGACGUUCAGGAUUCAAGGAGAAAACUCGGAAUAUUUUUCUAUUACACAAAACCAGAAUAGUGUAACAUUGACUGUCCAAUCAAGUAUUCCUGAAGAGGUUAUAUUCCAAGAAAAGGCAUUUGUUUUCAACAUAUUCGCCGACAAACCACUGACAGUAGGCGCUAACGCUGCCAUCGUCGUAAGAUUCUCGGAAGACCUAAUAGAGUCUGCUGUUAUGCAGUUUGCUAAAAAUACUUAUAUCGGAAGUUUAGAAAAUAACGAAUUCGCACUGGAAAACAUCGUUCUCGAGACAGGGUUCGCUGUUGACACACAGUUUUAUCUUUCCGGAGACUAUGCAGCAUCAUUUACGCAUACAGUCACAGCCAACAUAGUAACUCUUUCAAUGACUAGUGAACUCCCCGCCGAAGUCCUAGAAAAUAACAAAUUUAUAGUUUUAGAAUUAGAAGCACGUAGAGACAGGGCGGUGUCAGUCGUCACUGGAAUUAUUAUAGACAUAGUCGAAGGAGAAAUUAUAACGCCUGUAUUCAGCCAAGCAUAUUACAGCGGAAUUUAUACAGAGGAAAAUGCUUUGCAGUUCCAAGAUACUAUUACUCUCAUGCAAGGUUAUGACGAAACCGUUACUUUCGGGUUGGAAGGUGAAUCUGCAGCGUGGUUUGCGGUGGAAUGGAAUGAAAAUUCCGUUACUGUAGUGAGUACGUCUCCCCUUCCACAGGAUGUACUAGACAGCUAUCACCAGCUGCUCUUCACUGUGGUCGCGUACAAACCUAACUCCAUCAAUGGACGCGCUGCCAUUUCUGUCGAAUUACCUACAGAUUUAUUAGAACAAGAAGUACUACGCUUCGCCCAAAGCAGUUACGAGGGCCAGGUAGACGGAUCUCAGUUGCACGUGCCAACGAUUACGCUGUCCAACGAAAUUACGGAGAACGUGAUAGUUUCAAUGUCAGGAGCUUACGCAACUUAUUUCACUGCAACCCGUGAUUCAAACACCGUUCAUGUUGAACUUGUGAAUGAACUGCCUACAGAAGUAAUAACCAACAAUGAGUUCAUAGUACUUGAUAUAAUUGCUUCAAAAACAGACGCUGUAAGCGGUUACACAGCUCUCAUUCUAAGUAUAGUCAAAGAACCGAUUAACGUUACACCAGUUUUCGAACAAGCUUACUAUACUGGUGAAAUAUCAGAGCAAGGCGAAUUGCUCUUUGAGCAUACGAUGCGAUUGAUCCAGGGAUUUGAUGAAUCUGUUUCAUUUACUCUCAGCGGAGAUGGAUCUGAUAGGUUUAUCCUUACGCAAACUGGGCAGAAUAGUUUAUCGCUAUCCAUCACUCAAGGAGGAAUAGAAGGGAUAGAAAACAUUAGCCAUUUUGUUUUUUCUGUUGUGGCUAGCAAAGCUGGGAGUGUUUCAGGCCACGCGGCUAUUGUCAUUCAUAACACGGAUUCCUCCACAGCUAGAACUAUUAGCUUUUCUCGUAAUUACUACACGGGAUCACUGGAAGACAAUGUUUUGAUCAUGGAAGCAAUCAACGUCAUAGAAGGUUACGGUUCGGACGUCUAUCUCACGUUAAGUGGAGACUUUGUGGAAUAUUUCCAGUUGGUCGGACAGGACGGCACGUACACAUUGCAGCUAGUGUCUAACGUUUCAAAUGAAAUAAUUGAAGCACAUACUAUGUUGAUAUAUACUCUUGAAGCAAAUGGAGACAAUGGGAGGACCCAUGCCACAGUUAUUGUAGAACUGGUUAAAAGUAAUGAAGUAAUUGAGGCCCUAUCUUUUGAUGAAGCUUACUAUGUUGGCUCUUAUUCUGCAACAACUGGUGUUAUGGCAGAUAUACAGCUGCGAGUCGUUACUGGAUAUGAUAGUGAGACAGUGUUUACUAUACAAGGAGACAACAGUGCUUGGUUUUACGUUCAACACUCGGAAAGCGUGGUGACAAUAAGAUUAGCUGCUCCUUUGCCAGUUGAACUAUUUAUUGAAAACCAGCCAGUAAUAUUUGCCAUCAAUGCAGUCAACUCCGGUGGCAGUACAGCAGUAGCUACGAUAGUAGUAUCUUUAGAAGGAGAAUUAUCUGAACUAACUGUUCUUGGAUUCGAAAGAAGUAGUUACUUUGGAACAAUUGAAAGUGAUACAUCAACGUUACAGCCUAUAAUCCUUACCCAGGGAUACAGCUCAGAAGUUUAUUUCACAUUACAAGGAGAUCUGGCCUCAUAUUUUAAUCUACAACAGCAAGGGUCAACAGUUAACAUCGUUCUACAGAGUUCCAUUCCAGAAGAGACGAUGCCUGCCAACGGGAUUUUGUUAUUUGAUUUGCGCGCGUCAGCACCAGAAGCCAUAGCCGCUACGACAACUGUAGUAAUCGAGGCCCAGCGAGCUGGUGAUAGCGAGGACCUUGCCUUUAGUGCUGCUUACUAUAUUGGAGAGUACAGUGAGACUAGCGGCCUCGCGUUUGACUCUAUGAUCAUGCUAGACGUAGGCUACGAUCAAAACGUACAGUUUGCAUUGGAAGGCGAACAUUCACAAUGGUUUGCCCUGGAAGUUCAAGGCAAUACUGUUACGCUCACUAUAUCCGGUGCCAUUCCGCCGGCGAUCUUAGUCAACAACCAUCAGCUAGUAUUUCUUGUUGCUGCACAGAAAUCCAAUAGCAAUAUUGCAAAAGCAACCAUAAUCAUUUCAUUAAUAGACGAUUACACUGACGCAAUUAUUCUCGGUUUCGAGCGAGCAAACUAUCUUGGUUCUAUUGAAAAUGAUGCAUUAACUAUAGAACCAAUUGUCCUUAACGAGGGGUACACGGACGCCGUUACAUUUACGCUUUCUGGUGAUCUGGCCUCAUAUUUCAAUCUACAACAGCAAGGGUCAACAGUUAACAUCGUUCUACAGAGUGCCAUUCCGGAAGAGACGAUGCCUGCGAACGGGAUUUUGUUACUUGAUUUGCGAGCGUCAGCACCACAAGCCAUAGCCGCUACGACAACUGUAGUAAUCGAGGCCCAGCGAUCUGGUGAUAGCGAGGACCUUGCCUUUAGUGCUGCUUACUAUAUUGGAGAGUAUAGUGAGACUAGCGGCCUCGCGUUUGACUCUAUGAUCAUGCUAGACGUAGGCUACGAUCAAAACGUACAGUUUGCAUUGGAAGGCGAACAUUCACAAUGGUUUGCCCUGGAAGUUCAAGGCAAUACUGUUACGCUCACUAUAUCCGGUGCCAUUCCGCCGGCGAUCUUAGUCAACAACCAUCAGCUAGUAUUUCUUGUUACUGCACAGAAAGCCAAUAGCAAUAUUGCAGGAGCAACCAUAAUCAUUUCAUUAAUAGACGAUUACACUGACGCAAUUAUUCUCAGCUUCGAGCGAACAAACUAUCUUGGUUCUAUAGAAAAUGAUGCAUUAACUAUAGAACCAAUUGUCCUUAACGAGGGGUACACGGACGCCGUUACAUUUACGCUUUCUGGUGAUCUGGCCUCAUAUUUCAAUCUACAACAGCAAGGGUCAACAGUUAACAUCGUUCUACAGAGUGCCAUUCCAGAAGAGACGAUGCCUGCGAACGGGAUUUUGUUACUUGAUUUGCGAGCGUCAGCACCACAAGCCAUAGCCGCUACGACAACUGUAGUAAUCGAGGCCCAGCGAGGUGGUGAUAGCGAGGACCUUGCCUUUAGUGCUGCUUACUAUAUUGGAGAGUACAGUGAGACUAGCGGCCUCUCGUUUGAAUCUAUGAUCGUGCUAGACGUAGGCUACGAUCAAAACGUACAGUUCGCAUUGGAAGGCGAACACUCACAGUGGUUUGCCCUAGAAGUUGAAGGCAAUACUGUUACGCUCACUAUAUCCGGCGCCAUUCCGCCGGCGAUCUUAGUCAACAACCAUCAGCUAGUAUUUCUUGUUACUGCACAGAAAGCCACUAGCAAUAUUGCAGGAGCAACCAUAAUCAUUUCAUUAAUAGACGAUUACACUGACGUAAUUAUUCUCGGCUUCGAGCGAGCAAACUACCUUGGUUCGAUUGAAAAUGAUGCAUUAAAUAUAGAACCAAUUGUCCUUAACGAGGGGUACACGGAUGCCGUUACGUUUACGCUUUCUGGUGAUGUGGCCUUAUAUUUCAAUCUACAACAGCAAGGGUCAACAGUUAACAUCAUUCUACAGAGUUCCAUUCCAGAAGAGACGAUGCCUGCCAACGGGAUUUUGUUACUUGAGUUGCGAGCGUCAGCACCACAAGCCAUAGCCACUACAACAACUGUAGUAAUCGAUGCCCAGCGAACUGCCGAUAUCGAGGAACUUGCUUUUAGUGCUGCUUACUAUAUUGGAGAGUACAGCGAAACCAGCGGCCUCGCGUUCGAUGCCACCAUUUCAUUAGACGUUGGCUAUGACCAAAACGUUCAAUUCGCCUUAGACGGAGAACACGCGCAAUGGUUUGGUCUGCAAGUCUAUGGCAAUGCUGCGACGCUCACUUUGUCUAAUACUGCCAUUCCGCCCUCGGUUUUAGUCAACAACCAUCAAUUGGUAUUUACUGUUACUGCACAAAAACCCAAUAGUAACCUCGCAACAUCAACCAUGGUGAUAUCGCUAGUUGAUGAUUAUACGGACGCCACAAUUCUCGGUUUCGAACGGGCAAGCUAUCUUGGUUCUAUUGAAAAUAAUGCGUUAAUUAUUGAACCAAUUGUUCUUAACGAGGGGUACAGGGAUGAUGUUUUUUUUACUUUAUUUGGUGAUUUGGCGUCGUACUUCAAUGCCCAGCAGCAAGGUGCCACAGUAAAUAUUGCACUGCAGAGCACUAUUCCAGAACAGUCGUUACCCGCCAACGGCUUCUUGUUGUUGGAGUUGCGAGCUUCAGGGCCCCAAUCAGUACCCGCUACAGCGACUUUAGUGAUCGAGGUUCAACGGGCUGCUACUGUAGAAGAAUUGGCCUUUACUGCUGCCUACUACACCGGAGAGUACAGCGAAUCAGGUGGCCUCUCUUUCGAAACUGCCAUCUCGCUGGACACUGGCUACGACAAUGAUGUUUUGUUUACCUUGGAGGGUGAUAAUGCCCAAUGGUUUGCGUUAUCCAUAAUUGGAAAUUCGAUAACACUAGUUGUGGAGCAACCAAUUCCUCCUGCAGUAUUGGUUGAUCUUCGAAAAAUUAUUAUGAUUGUGAGAGCAGUAAAAUCCGAGACGACUGCGAGCACAAUUAUCAUCAUAUCCAUAAUUGACGAUUCCGGAUCCGUGAUAAAUGAGGCAUUUGAUAAAGUCCUGUACGAGGGAACCAUCAACAAUAACGUGGUUCAACAUGAGCCGAUUACUAUCACAGGGUACGCUGCUGGGAUCGACAUCGAAAUACUUGGAGUUUACAGGGAGCUUUUUUACGCCUCUCUAUCGGGAGAUAAGCUAGUAAUCGGAUCGACUGGCAACCUGAAUCUGCCUGAGGGAGUCUCACAUGUGGCGCUCGAAUUGCGAACGGGCAGCGCAAGCGCAGUUCUCAUUUUCGACGUUAUACAAUCAGAAACCCCAGAGCUACCGACGGUAGCGUUCGAGUCCCCAUCAUAUGUGCUGCGCGCUGACAUGGCGCAGACAGGACUACUAGGACUGGUCCAAGCAACAGCGAGCAACGGCGAGAGUAUAGCGUACUCCCUAGCUGUCGGUGAUGCCCAUCUCCGAGAGCGGAUUUCGAUUAACAGCAUUGGAGAAAUGCAUUUGUCUGCACCAACAAAUACUGGCGUGUAUAGCUUCCAAGCGAUAGCUACAUCAACUAUCACCCAAGUCCAAGCCACAACAGCGAUACAACUAACAGUAGAAGUAGUCGCAAUAUGCGGAGACGACCACGCGCUCCCGCCUCUCAUUAUCCUGGACAGAGACGAAGAGGACCCACACACUAACCUCGUAGUCCUCGACAGCGAAGCUCAAGCAGGUUGCCAGUUCAGGCUGACCAAUCGCUGGCCCCUCGACCAAGACUGGCUCUACGUUGACAACACUGGUCUACAUGCAAGAGCAAUCGAUCGAGAAGACCCGCGAAUAGCUUUCAUGGCAUUGUCGCAAGUUCAGGUGGAACUGGUAUUGGAAUGCGCUAGUGACACACAGAAUCGGGCUAAGCGGUCCACAGUAAACCCCAGACUAGACUGGCUCGGGCCCUACGAAUACGGAAGCAACAGAUGGAUACUUACAGACACAAUUUUAUAUAACUCUCGAAGAAGCUUCGUCAACUUGAUAGUUAACGAUAUUAACGACAACUACCCUAUAUUUGUCGGCAAUGAAAACGAGCCCAUUGUGUGUGGAUAUCCUAUUCCUGAACUAGAAUAUAUUGUCCUCCCUCGAGCUUUGGCAGAAUUAAAGGCCACUGACGCUGAUGUGGGUGAGAAUGCGGCGCUGUCGUUCUGGAGUGCGUCGGAAGUUUUGGCGGUGGCGUCAACUACGGGCUUUGUCCAUGUCAGGGAUGGAGCCAGCCUGUCGCAAGACCAGCGCCUCGUUGUGUCAGUCACUGACCUUAACGGGAGGGGAGACGGUCUAACUACAUCUAUAGAACUUCUGGUAAAACUAUUAGAUACGAGUCAUAUCGGUGUGGUUACUGUCCGCAAUGCAUUCCUAGACCAAGAGCAAACUAUUUUGGAAAAUCUGAGUUCGGCUGUGGGGUACGAGGUCAAAGUCCUCAGCUCCGCGGUCAUAUCCGAUGACCCAACCGAUUCUGCGAAUACAAGACGCAAACGAGAAGUAACCACCGAAGGAGCGUCAUUGCAGCUUUAUGUGUACGGCUUAAUUGAUCGCGAACCGGUGGCCGUUGACCAGCUUACAAACGACAUAACCCACAAUUUAAUAACCGGGGUUGAUGUCACGAGCACAGUAUCUCUGGAAGAUUAUCUAGAAGGCCGCGAGAUAUACGGCGGAGGACGUGAUACAGGUCUAUUAGUCGCAACAAUAGUCCUGAGUAUCCUGCUCUUCAUACUAAUGCUGCUUAUUGCCUUAUGGUUCUUCUUCAGAUGGAGAAAGGCACGAAGUUAUGACCAGUUCAGUGACGCUAAUAGUUUAGCCUCUCGUGAUGAACCACUGGAAUCACCGCAAAAGAUUGACAGUUUGAGAAAACCAAGACUCAAUAUAGAGGAGUUGAAAAGAAGUGAAAGGAGGCUUCAAGAAAUGCUUGACGCUCCGGUAGAAGAAGUAAGCCCGAAAGCACAAACCUCGCAAGUAGAUCCCAAAGAAUCAGUCGAUACAGUAAUAAAUAUGGCACCGUCUCGGGCCACCGACGUUACACUGCCCAUAGUAAUACAAUCAAUAGACAAGCUUAAAGACGACGAGAAUUCAGGAGAGGAAGAUGAAUUUGGCGAAAGGAUAAACAAGAGCCGGAGGAAAUCGGUAGUUACUUUUAACGAGAAUGUGGAAAAGAUUAUUCACGUAGAAGACAUUCCGGAUGAUAAUUCAUCGGACUUAGAAAUAUACAAGUUUUAAGUGUCUAUUAAGUGCAAAUAAAUACAUGGAAAUAAUGUUAUUAAAAACUUUUUUAUCAUUUUGAUAAUAUGAUUAAAACGUUUAAUCUGUUUCUUUAAAUAAAUUCAUUACCUAGUAUGCACAUCCUUUUGUUAAACUCCAGAAGCGUGAGUAAGCUCGAGCCAACGACCUCUCAACGACUAACAGAUGUUAUCAUGCACUUUUAUUAAAUCGCAAUAAACAGUGUAUUCUUUAUAAAA